AUGGGGAGCCUCGAGGGCGAGGAGUUCGGGUGUUUCCUGCAGAAGGAGCUGAAGAUCAGGUUCGCUCAGCGCGCGCAGUUCUUCGAGGGCUUGCCCUACGGCCUCGUCGAGUGCCCCGGGAUUCAGGGCAUCCUGCGGCGGCAGAAGUCGUAUCCAGGGGCCAGAGACAGUCAGGGGCACCCUGCGCGCGCACGCCGCUGGCCUCUGCGCGCGGCGGCGGCGGACAUCGCCUGCCUGGAGAGUUGCCCACCGCCCGAGACCCUGCAGCUGGACCACGCCUUCACGCGUCUGGUGGAGCAGAUCCAGGAGCAGCAGCAGUACUUCGAGGCCGACCUGUUCGCCAGCUGCCGCGGCCUCUCGGCCCCGCCGGAGGCGAGGGCCCACCUCGACGAGAUCCUCCACCACGCGGUCGGCAGCCGCGUGGGCACCAAGGUGCUGAUGGCCCACUACACGCAGUCCGCCAGGACGCCGGACCCGUCGCGCGUGGGCGUCGUGGACUUGCAGUGCAGGCCUGGCGACGUGGCGCGGCUGGCGGCCAGGCAGUGCGCCGCGGUGUGCCGGCGGGAGCUCGGCGAGGCCCCACAGGUCUCGGUGCAGGAGGAGGGCAGCGAGAGCUACGCGCUCAUCCCAGGGUACCUGCUCUACAUGCUCAACGAGGUUCGAAGAGCACAGAUCUCCUGA
Prorocentrum cordatum is the source of this 681-nucleotide messenger RNA. Lineage: Eukaryota; Dinophyceae; Prorocentrales; Prorocentraceae. The record is from the annotation of a GenBank genome assembly.